UCAAAGUCUGUUGGAGAAGAAUCGAUGUGUUGGGGUGUCACAAGACUCUUUCCACACACAGCUGCGGAUUUCUUGCGAUGUGGAACCGUUCGUCUCAUCUGUUUGAUCUCGAUCGUCCAAAUAGUUUGAUCAGAUUCAUCUAAACGGGAUCUACGAUGACAAAUGUAUACACAACACACGUAGCAGCCGCUUGAAGAGACGAAAACAACCUCCUCCUCGCUCACAUGUUGAGCACCACCGCGCGGCCGUCAGCACUCUCGCCUUUCGCCUGCCUCCCUCCACACUAGCGACCGCCCCCCCUCUCCCUUCGAGAACAACCUCGGAGAGAGCUUCCUCUGUCACCGAGCUAUUCGCAUUCCAAGCAUCUGGACUGCUUCAACUUGGGUUCCUGAACUCAAGGAAGCGAUGAUUGCACCCCUGAUGGAUGUCAGCAGCGUGGGGCUGAAGGCCAAUGCAUGCUUCGGCCAUGUCAAACGUGGAGUUCUUGGCAGUGGGGAGAGUGGGAUUUGGGGGGAUGGGUCCGCAGGCGCCUCUAGAAUUAGGGCUUGGGAAUCAAAGGUGGCGAAGAAUGUCAAAAGUGGCCGCUGGGUUGGAGGGUUCAAGGCGGGCGUUGCGUUCUCUGAUCUCACUUCGGAUGUCAACCAGGAGACUCUGAUAAAUGAUCCAUACGUUAUCCAGGCUCCAAUGUUUGGAAAACAUAAGCCAGACCCCAAGAGUGUUGCAUCGAUCAUUUUGGGUGGAGGACCCGGAGCUCAACUUUUUCCUCUCACAAGUACAAGAGCCACACCUGCAGUUCCUGUUGGGGGAUGCUAUAAGCUUAUUGACAUUCCAAUGAGCAAUUGCAUUAACAGCGGCAUAAACAAGAUAUUCAUCAUGACACAAUAUAAUUCAGCUUCCCUAAAUCGCCAUAUUUACCGUACAUUUAAUUUUGGCAAUGGAAUCAACUUUGGGGAUGGAUUUGUCGAGGUUCUAGCAGCCACUCAGUCACCUGGUGAAGCUGGAAUGAACUGGUUCCAGGGUACAGCAGAUGCCGUGAGACAAUUCACUUGGGUAUUUGAGGACAACAGGAAUAAGAACAUUGACUACAUAAUGAUUUUAUCUGGUGACCAGCUAUAUCGUAUGGACUACAUGGAUUUUGUGCAGAGACAUAUUGAUACUGGUGCAGAUAUUACCAUAUCAUGUGUGCCUGUCAGCAGCAGCCGGGCAUCUGACUAUGGAAUAGUGAAGAUUGACAAGGCAGGUCACAUCAUCCAAUUUUCAGAGAAACCCAAGGGAGCUGAUUUGGAAGCUAUGAAGGAUGAAAACACCUUCUUCAGAUUGUCUCAUCAAGAUACUAUAAGAUAUCCCUAUAUUGCAUCGAUGGGGGUUUAUGUCUUCAACCGAAAUACUCUACUGGAGCUUCUAAGGUGGACAUACCCAAAAGCAAAUGACUUUGGACUAGACAUCCUUCCUUCAGCUGUUAAAGCAUAUAAGGCUCAGGCAUAUAUUUUUGAAGAUUACUGGGACGAUAUUGGAACAAUCAAGUCAUUCUAUGAUGCAAAUUUGGCACUGACAGAACAGCCUCCAAAGUUUCAGUUUUACGAUCCGAGGACACCCAUCUUCACGUCGCCUCGAUUUCUACCACCAACUAAAAUAGAAAAAUGCAGAAUUCUUGAUUCGAUUAUUUCACAUGGAUGCUUCUUACAUGAGUGUAGCAUUGAGCAUUCCAUAGUGGGAGUGCGCUCACGUAUAGACUAUGGUGCAGAGCUAAAGUUUUUAGUCAUCAGAGCGAAGCUUCUCAAGUGUGUGAGGCUUCCAGCAAUGCGGAGUUUAGGGAAGGAUGCAUUGAUGCUGGGUGCUGAUCUCUACGAAACUGAAGCUGAGCUUGCAUCUAUUCUGGCAGAAGGUAAGGUUCCUAUCGGGGUUGGACAAAACACAAAAAUCAGGAAUUGCAUCAUCGACAUGAAUGCUAGGAUAGGAAAGAAUGUGGUUAUCGCUAACAAAGAUGGCGUCCAAGAAGCUGAUAGGCCAAGUGAAGGAUUCUACAUCAGAUUUGGAAUCACAAUAAUUAUGAAGAAUGCAACCAUCAAAGAUGGAACUGUCAUAUAAAAGAAAUGCCAGUUCUCGACGUUUUUCAUCAGAUCGGAAGUAUGGAGAAUCUAUGAAUUGUAAAGAGAAAUUUCUUAAACUUUUUUCUUAUAGUGUUGAUGGUUGUCUUCCUAAAUAA
Molecule: messenger RNA, 2206 nt
Organism: Musa acuminata AAA Group (dessert banana)
Lineage: Eukaryota; Viridiplantae; Streptophyta; Magnoliopsida; Zingiberales; Musaceae
Product: glucose-1-phosphate adenylyltransferase large subunit 1-like
Exons: 17
Coding region: 406-2088 (560 amino acids)
Biological process (GO): glycogen biosynthetic process
Molecular function (GO): glucose-1-phosphate adenylyltransferase activity
Source: RefSeq, a predicted model, not a curated record